UUGGAAAUCGAACAUGAAGUCAAUUGGACUUGAGGUUUGUAUGCUGCAAAUCAAAUCGCGAAAAUCGUCGUGGUUACUCGCAUCCUUCGCAAGAUACCAUGGAGUACGCAGACAUUGAUGACGCGGCGAGCCAUGGCGACCUCGAGUUCAUCAAGGGAAUUCGCGCGACGGACAAGUUCCUCUACCUGACGGAGCGCGCCAUGGACGCUGCCGCCGAGAACGGUCACCUGCAUGUGGUCCAGUGGUUGCACACGAACACACCAGAGGGGUGCACCGUGGCGGCUAUGGACGGAGCCGCAACCAACGGUCACUCUGACGUCGUCAGAUGGCUACACGAGAAUCGGCAGGAAGGAUGCACGACCCAGGCCUUGGACGGUGCCGCCAGUCGCGGAAACCUGGACAUGGUGCAGUGGUUGCAUGAAAAUCGGACGGAAGGAGCUACAGUGGCCGCCAUGGACAGCGCCGCCAGCUAUGGGCAUUUGCCUCUAGUUCAGUGGUUGCACCAGUUCCGCACAGAAGGCUGCUCGCCCAAAGCCAUGGACAGCGCGGCCGCCCACGGUUUCCUGCCUAUCGUCGAGUGGCUACACGCGAAUCGCCCAGAGAAAUGCACCGAAGAAGCCAUCAAAGGAGCGAUCAAGUACGACUUCCUGGACGUCGUCCGGUUCCUCAUCGAUCACGACUACUUCGUCGCUUCCAACUGUCGCAUCUACCUCCAUUACGCCGCCAAAUGCGGCCAUAUCGACAUCGUCCAGCACUUCGUCUCAUUGCAACCAACUCCACUCACCCCCGAAGCCCAAGACAGCAUCGUGGCCGCGUUGGACGUCGCUGCGCGCUACGGUCACUUAAAUGUCGUCGGCUUUCUCUUUCAGUGCGUAGGUCGCGCCAGUCCUAACGCGCUCGACAGCGCCGCCGCCAAGGGCCACUUGGACAUCGUGGCCUUUCUCCACCAACACAACCAGCCGUGCACCACUCGGGCGUUGGACAAGGCGAGCGAAGGCGGUUUCGCCAACACGGUGUCGUUCCUCCUUCAGCAUCGCAAUGAAGGUUGUACGACCCACGCGAUGGACUACGCUGCGUCCAAUGGCCAUCUGGAGGUCGUCCAACUCCUCGCAGCCAGCCCAGCCACCUGCUCGACCCACGCCCUGCGCUCGGCGGCUGCCGGAGGACACCAAGAUAUUGUGAGCAUCCUCCUGACGAAAUACCCCCACGCGAACUGGCCAUAUCAUGAAGCGAUUAAAGCGGCCACGUUCCACGGGCAUCGUAGUAUUGCUGACACAUUGGAGAUGGAACUGGUCUCGAACGGCAUGGCCAAGCGACUGAACGUGCACGACAACACCGUAGCCGCCGCAUCAGCAAAUCCAACUGGUCUCGCCCGCACUGCGUAGUUUGACUUUAUCAUUUUUUAGUCCAUUUUUUGAUUUUGUGCCCUUUGGGUCGAGGAAUGGACCAAUCAGAUUUCUCGA
Aphanomyces astaci is the source of this 1463-nucleotide messenger RNA. RefSeq lists its product as hypothetical. The record is from RefSeq and is a predicted model, not a curated record. The coding region runs from base 99 to 1385 and encodes 428 amino acids. Lineage: Eukaryota; Oomycota; Saprolegniomycetes; Saprolegniales; Verrucalvaceae. The transcript has a single exon. Gene Ontology annotation, molecular function: protein binding.